CAAAUGAUUGAAAUUUAUUAAUUUCGUGUAUUUACAAUGAAUUAAUGCAAAUUUCUUUCUUUUCAGACCAUAAAUUCACAGCUGAAGAGCUAAUUAAAUUUGUGCCUGGUGAUGAUGAAGAAACGCAUCGGCGCCUGUAGAAAGUACGGAGCAAAGGAGUCGUGAAAAUAGAAAGCAAUUGAACGAAAAAGAUAAGACCAAUGACGACGAUUCAGAGGAUGAAUUCGUCGCUGGGCUGGAAAAGAAGAGCAUAACAAUUGAUGACAUAUUGGCAGAUUUCGGUUCUGAUUUGCCAAAAGAUAUGGAUGCGGAUAAUCGCGAGCCUAAUAAAGCUGAGAAAAGGAAGCCAAAACGCAACAGCACUUUUAACUAAACGUGAAGACCCAGAGGAUAUUGUCGAUUUGGCUGACAUUAAGUCCAUAGGAAAUGUGCUAAGUUCGUAUCCCAGGUGAAGCCGCAAGUGCUGCUGGAAGCACCAAAUCCAAAAAUAAGGAUCCGAAUCGUUGUUUUAAAACCGCCGAGGAUGGAAGACUGAUUAUAAGUGAUAAAGCAUUGCGAAGUGCUGGGGGUGAUGACAACAGCAGCAGCAGCGAAAGUGGCUAUGAUGAUGACGAGGCGAUUGAAGCAAAACGAGCGCCUAAACGCGGCAUGGAAGUUGACCAUAGUGAUGAAACAAAAGAGGAGGAACUUCCAGCUACAAGCCGCAAACGUAAAGCUACCGAUGCGAUUAGUAUGCGUUCGGGUAAGACUUCAGCUUCAAAACAUGUAGCCGGUGGCAAAGGUAUUCAUCGGCCCUUAGGCGCCUCCGGUAGUGACGCAAUAUAAAUAAAAUCCGGCUACUCUGCGAAGUCGGCCAAAUCUGGCAAAUCUACAGCGGCUUCAGCAUACGCCGGCAGCGAGUAUACAACUAAGAAACAUAAAGGCGAUAUGAAGAAGAAGGGCAAGCUCGAUCCCUUCGCGUACAUACCACUAAGUCGAAAUACGACAGUCGGGUCUACGUAACCGGAACGACCCAGAUUUAUAUCUGGCCAAGGACUGUCAC
Messenger RNA from Rhagoletis zephyria (snowberry fruit fly), 1042 nucleotides. Its product is annotated as RRP12-like protein. Lineage: Eukaryota; Metazoa; Arthropoda; Insecta; Diptera; Tephritidae. The record is from RefSeq and is a predicted model, not a curated record.